AUGGCAAUUAUUCGGAGUUCCUUCGCGUCUCUGCGAUCGGUUCGAUGCGCCCACAAGCCCCUCACCCGGAGAAGCCUGUCCGUAUCCACCCGACGUCACGGCGGCGGCCACGGCAACGAGUCACAGUAUGAUCCUCCUUCAGGGUGGCUCUGGGGCAUCAAGCCUGGCGAGAAGCCCGAGCCCGAAGGCUGGGAAUGGCCCAUGUACAUAUUUUGCGGAAGUUUGGUCGCGGCCGGGGUUGCCCUUGCCUUCAAGCCCGACACAUCCGUUUCCACGUGGGCUCUUGAAGAAGCUCGACGGCGGUUAGAAGCCGAGGGUAUUAUACCGGACCCCUCUCAAGGAAAGAAGGAGUAG
Molecule: messenger RNA, 354 nt
Organism: Ustilaginoidea virens
Lineage: Eukaryota; Fungi; Ascomycota; Sordariomycetes; Hypocreales; Clavicipitaceae
Exons: 2
Coding region: 1-354 (117 amino acids)
Source: RefSeq, a predicted model, not a curated record